Corythoichthys intestinalis (scribbled pipefish) is the source of this 2317-nucleotide messenger RNA. It is a transcript of the gene sugct, whose product is annotated as succinyl-CoA:glutarate-CoA transferase. The record is from RefSeq and is a predicted model, not a curated record. The transcript is spliced from 14 exons. The coding region runs from base 66 to 1415 and encodes 449 amino acids. Gene Ontology annotation, molecular function: catalytic activity. Lineage: Eukaryota; Metazoa; Chordata; Actinopteri; Syngnathiformes; Syngnathidae.
AAGUGAGGUGAGUGUUUUGUGGCGGGCGACUUGUCAUUAGCCUCGGGCGAACGACUGCAGUAGUCAUGAUUUUACCUGGUUGCUCUUCAACCCUCGCCCGUGGCGUUAGUAGUUGGGCGGCUUUGGCCUCGCUGUCGCAGGGGAAGAAACGAGUAAAGAGUCCGGCGUACGGACGGCGGCUGUCCCAAAGCGCAACAGGCGAUAACCGUCGACGGCCACUGGAGGGUGUCAGAGUGCUGGAUUUGACCCGGGUUCUUGCCGGUCCCUUCGCCACCAUGAUCCUUGGCGACCUUGGCGCUGAGGUUAUCAAAGUGGAGAAACCAGGUGGCGGGGACGACACGCGAGCGUGGGGUCCCCCUUUCGUCGGUUCGGAGAGCGUCUAUUUCCUCAGCGUCAACCGCAACAAAAAAAGCGUGGCCGUGGACCUGAAACACCCCAGAGGAGUACGAGUCGUCCAGGAGCUCGCGGAGGUGAGCGACGUAUUGAUGGAGAACUUCCUUCCGGGCAAGCUGUCGGCCUUGGGCUUGGGAUACGAGGAGCUGAGCCGCCGCAACCCGGCGCUGGUCUACUGCUCCGUUUCAGGGUAUGGACAGACGGGUCCUCUUAGCGCGAGCCCGGGCUACGACUCCAUCGCCUCGGCCGUGUCCGGGAUGAUGCACGUCACUGGGUCGGAGGGCGGCGAACCGGUUCGACCCGGCGUGGCCAUGACGGACCUGGCCACCGGCCUGUACGCGCACGGCGCCGUCUUGGCCGCUCUGCUGCAGCGCCGGCAGACGGGGAAAGGCGCGCACGUGGACUGCGACCUGCUGUCCUCUCAGGUGUCGUGUCUCAGCCACAUCGCCGCCAACUUCCUCAACGGCGGGAAGGAGGCCAAGCGUUGGGGGACGGCCCACGAAAGCAUCGUUCCCUACCAGGCUUUCGAAACCAAAGACGGGCACUUGGUGGUGGCGGCGGGAAACGACCGGCAGUUUGUCAAAGUGUGUCAGGUUUUGGAGCUUCCCGAUCUCGGCCGACAACCUCGGUACUCGACUAACCGGCUCAGGGUUCAGAAUCGUCAACGGCUGGUCGGAGAGCUAGCGCAAAGAUUCCUGCAAGAGACGACGUCCGAUUGGCUGAGACGCUUCGAAGGCUCCGGCGUUCCCGUCGGACCCGUCAACAGCAUCCGACAGGUCUUCUCCGAACCCCAGGUGAAACACAACGGGCUCAUUCAGGAGAUGACGCAUCCCACCGCAGGACCCAUCGCCGUUCCUGGUCCGGCGGUUCGCUACAGCGGCUUCUCCCAAUGCCGCGCCGCGCCCCCUCCCGUCAUCGGCCAGCACACCGUUCAGGUGUUGCGGGACGCCCUGGCCUACGACGACCGCGUCAUCCGGCAGUUGCUGGAUGCGGGAGCGGUGGCCCAGAACCGGCUUUGUUGAAAGAUGGCAAAUCGACGAGCCUCCUGAUAACUCGCUUGAAGUGAGUUUAUCGCUAGCAGACGCGAGAGGGUUAGCCACCAGCUUCAAAUGGAUUUGCUGUCAUUGGCGGCCAAUGAGUUCACCUUGGCGGUGUCUGCUUGUUCAAAAGCAAAAUUGUGCUUAAAACUAUUGGCGAUGGUAGAGAAUGUCACUUUGACACCAAAAUAUGUACGACUUUUAUGACUUUGAUGUUUUGGUGGUAAAUAGGAGAGUCAAAUAUCGAAAUGCUUUGUUUUACAGAUUGAAAAAUAGUGAUUUUUUUUUUUUUAAACUCAUUGGCUCCAUUUUGACUGGAAGACACCUUAUACAGUAUGUUUUGGUAGAGAUUUACCGAAAUGGUUUUUUCAGAACUGACACCUAUUAAGAGUAGGGAGGGGGUGAUAACCCAUUUUUGGAGCCAAUAUUCAAUUGCAGUAAAAAAUGAAUAAUGCAAACACUGAACUUCAUUGAAAUGCCUAAAGAAUGUUUGUUUCAUUACAUAAAUAGAAAACAAUAACUCCAGAAGAACCUGAAUUUCCUAGACCCCAACAUAUUUUAUAAAGUUGAAUAAAAUGUUAUAUAAAUAGCUCUGAAAAUUUUCCACAGCAAAUACAAGGAGUGCUUGUAAAGUUCAAUCAAAACUUGGCUUUUUUCAAAACAAAAUGUCAAUAUAACUGAAAUAAUUUGACUAUGAUAUACUGAUGUAUGUAAUGACUCUUUGUGUUUUUUCAUUGCAAGCAAAAUAAAUGAAGAUAUGACUACCAAAGCAUUUGUAAUUGCAAUCAUUUUCUGGGAAAAAUUGAGCAUUAUCUGACAGAAGUGCUGGGGUGCCAAUACUUUUGGCCAGCAGUGUAAAAAAAUCAAUGAAAAUAAAAAGAUGAAAU